Zootermopsis nevadensis is the source of this 3449-nucleotide messenger RNA. RefSeq lists its product as uncharacterized. The record is from RefSeq and is a predicted model, not a curated record. Gene Ontology annotation, cellular component: neuron projection; neuronal cell body; transport vesicle. Gene Ontology annotation, biological process: nervous system development. Lineage: Eukaryota; Metazoa; Arthropoda; Insecta; Blattodea; Termopsidae.
CAAGAAGUCCUCUGCCCUGGACGAAAACACCGAGGCACGUGGGCGGAUGGGUGGUGCUUGGCAUCGAUCGGUGACCAUGGCAACUGCCUUACUGAUACUGGUAGAAGCCUCCGCGUACGGAUCCUGUGUUCAGCGCAUGGGCCCGAAUAACAUUUCACCCCCAGCUAUACCACCGUUUUGCCAACAGAAGUGCGCGGCUUGUGCCCCACGAAAACGGUGUCGUAGCACCCAAAUUCAAACGCAAUUUGUCACAUUCAGCAACGACAGAGGUCAUCACGUUCUGAACUAAUGAACAGAAGAAGACCCACAUACAAUGACUUGUCAUCCACCACUCUUUGUUACGAAAAAUAAAACGUAACCAUAUACUGAAGAGGGAGAAUGGAAGAGUGGAAGAAAUCAGAUGACGCAGAAAGAAAAGAAAGUGAUAAAAUUGAAGAAAAGCCAAACAGCAAAGGAGAGACAGAGGAUGGGGAUGAAGGAAUAGGGCACACAGACAUAAAAGAAAACAAGGAUGAGGAAAGGGAGAAGCCAGUUAGGAAAUGUGAAAAUGGAGAAGGUGUGGAAAGAGAGACGUAUGAAGACAAAGAAAUGGAGGGUGGUACUGUGAAGGAAAAGACAGUUGAAAUCAAGAAAGGUGAUGAUGACAGAAGGGUGAAGUCCAAGGACAAAGAAGGAAAAGAUUACAAGAACAGAGAUGCAAAAGAGAUGGAAGAAGGAUCACAAGUGGCUAGUGGUAAGAUAAAUGAGACUGAAGUUCAAGAGGUGGUUGACAUUGGUAAGGAAGGUCUGAAGACGUCUGUUGAAGUCCUGGCACCUGAAGAAGGAAAGCUGAAAGCAACUUACGAUCUGUCAGUAAGUAAGCAGGAUUCACUGACAAACAAACAAGAGUCAGAUAAACAUGAAGCAGCAAAUGGAGAUGUUGCUCAUGCAAUGCCAUCAAAGGAACAGGAUAAGGAAAGAAAUGAGGCGCUGAAGACUGUGGAAGCAGUAGCGGACAAAACUCAAGCACAAGACUACGCAGAAGGAACUACGGGAAGAGCUGGCGCAGGCCACGAGAAAGAAAAUCAUAAAGAAGAUGUGAAAAUAUCUGGUGAUAUGAACAGAGUACUGAAUAAAGAGGACACAGUCAUAGAAAUUAAAGAAGAAGAAACCACGGUUAUAAAGAAAGACAGAAAAAGAGACGAUGCUGGGAUAAUCUCUGUGCACCAGAAACCAGUUCACGAGAUGACAACUGUUGAGGGAAGCGUGAACAGAACUUUAGUAAGCAGUGCAAUCGAUCAGACCCCACAGAAGAAGGUAAAGGAGGGAGAAAAAUUAUCAGUCACAGAUGAGGGCAAACGAGGAAUGGAAGUGAACGUUACUCCGGAGGAGAAAAGGGAAGUGAUGUCUUCUAGUGAGACAAUAGAAAAUGCACUUCAGAAUGAAACAGCUGCUGAUAAACAGGAACAUAAGGAGAAGGCAAGUGAAAGAAAGAAAAACGAAUCUGACAGUAAAGUGAAGAAAGAAAAUAAAAUUAAAGACUUGGAUGAUGAUAAAAGAGUGUCAGACUCAAGCUGUAAGACAAGAAAUUUUGGGAUUAAGGAAGUUCCAGAAUCCUCUAUUCAUAAAGCUGCAGAGGACACCGAGCAGAAACACGGUGUUCAAGUACGCAGAUCUUGGGAAACAUCCGCGAAGUCCAAAGAAGGACACGCAUCCAAAAGUAGUGAGACUCUGGAAUCUACAGCAACCCUACCAUCAAAGAAGUCUGACGCGAAAGAUCAGUCACAGGACGUUCAUCGUAGAACCCUUGAUGAGCCAAAUACAGAAAAAACAUUACGUACUGCGUUUCAGGAAACAGCCUCAAGGGGCGAAAAAAGCGAGGAAAGUCUUCAACGAUCUGAUGUUAUGUAUUCUGAGAAAAGUCAAGAAGGUAACAGAAUGAAGGCUGGUAAUUCAUUAUUAACUGAGACUGCUAUUAAUGAUCAGAUCAAGCAAUUAGAACACGAAGUUCAACGAUGUCCACAACAGAAAACAGUGCACCAGAAACAACAGCCAUUGAAGCAACAGACAGAAUUACAAGAGCAAAAAGAAACUCGGCCGAAACAGCAGAAAUCGCGAGAACAGCGAGUGGAACAACGGAAACAAGAACGCCAGACAGGGAAAGGCAAGCAAAAUGAAUGGAAAGAACAGAUUCAACAGAAAGAACAGCAGAUUCAGCAACCACAAAAGAAGAGAAUUCAAUCUGUUCAGAAGAAUCAACAACAGUCAACGGUGAAAGAACAGGGAACACAGAAACAGAAGCUAGAACAGCAACAAAGACAGGAACAAACAAAGGAAGGUUAUAACGAAAGGCAGGAAGAAGAAAAGUUUGGACCACAGCAGUUCCAAUCAUACGAGGAGGAAAAAGAAAGAAAUUCAAAAGAACACGAGAAGGACAAAGAAAAUGAAGCAAACCGACAGAAAUAUCGUCAGUCAGUAAAAUGGUUACAGCAGGAAAUAAUACAACAAAACCAAUCAAAAUGGCAGCAGCAUCAACACGAACAACCCGAAAAGCAACUGACGCCAAAAGAAGACCAGGAAAAACUAAAGCAACGGCACGAGGAACUGAAACAAAAACAGGAACCAGCACAAUUGACUCGGCGACACGAAGAAGAAAAACCAAAGCAGCAGCAAAAGCAAGAAGAGCCAUCUCAAGAAAGUGAAGAAGGCGGUGCUCCGGGAUGUGGAGGGAUGCGAGGUGGGAGUUGCCCCAUCUACUUUGGAGUCAAAAGUUACCUUCACCAUUUUUAUGAUUCGGCUCCGGUUAAAAAUUCUCAACUCUACGAAGAUUACGUUGAGGAAGAUGACUUUGAGUAUACGGUGGAUCCAAUGAAAAGCCGUGGCUGUCGUAAGUGUUGCCACGGAUUUUGGUUCCGUGCCGGACUUUGGGGAGGGAUCAACCUGAUCUUAGUUGGAAUCAUUACACUCCUAGUAGGACAUCUGACACCUCAGCGUGAGAUGAUUGUAGGCCAUCAUAGUAACAUCGAAAUACUAGAUCAUACGGCCGUUGCUUUUAAUCACAGACUGGAACUCUGCCGUCUCGCUGGGCUUGCGGUCUUCUGCUGCGGAGGCUUGGUCUUACUUCUUACUCUUCUGCUGUCCACGUUCUUUCAUGUUGGAGGCCAUAAUAACAAUAAUAGCCGCUGCUGCAAUGAAAAUGCAUACUAUGACUACGUUACAACGUCUCUGGUAGAACCAUUUAUUCCAGGCCAGGCUCAAGGUUUGCCUGUACCUGCCGUGGCAGACACAAAGAUUCCAGUCACAGAACAAAUUAAAUCAGUUCAGCCAACACUAUGGCCAGGUAUUGCCACUAUCAAGGAUGGCACCGUUGUCUCUCACAUGCCUUGAAAAAAAAAUGUCAAUAAAAGUACUACAAGAAGCAAAUUAUUUUGUAAUAAUUCCUGAAUAAAAAUAAUCAAUAAUUUUUGGAA